UCUCAAUGUGAAAUGCACAGGAUUCCAUCUCCGGUAGGGUGCUGAACUUUCUUGGCUUACAAGUAAUCAAUUUGAAUGCUGUUGAUAAAAGUACAUAUAUAUCCCUCCGACGUCAAUUGCCUUCAUAGUUAUUCAUUUAGAUCUGAACUCUAAUCAGCAUUAAUAUCCUUAGAAGCACUCAUUUAUGAUAGACUAGAAUUUAUAAGGCCAAGAAUACCUACGGAGGAGAGCCACACAUGUCGACUACUACCGAAGGGGCUGUCUCGGGCACGGCAGGGCAGGAGGAGGAGGAGGGUGUGACCCUCGAGAGUCUGAGGAGGAAGAUGGCAGAGUUUGCGAGGGAAAGAGCCUGGGAACAGUUCCAUAGCCCCAGGAACCUCCUGCUAGCUCUGGUGGGGGAGGUCGGGGAGCUGUCAGAGAUCUUUCAAUGGAAAGGUGAGGUGCCGAGGGGUCUGCCUGACUGGGAAGAGGAGGAGAAGCAACACCUGGGGGAGGAGCUCUCUGAUGUGCUGCUCUACCUUGUGAGGCUCUCGGACAUCUGUGGGGUGGACUUGGGGAAGGCCGCACUCAGGAAGCUGGAGCUCAAUGCCCACAAGUACCCUGUCCAGCUAUGCAAGGGCUCUUCGAGGAAGCACACUCGUUACUCCUCCAAUGCACACAGCCGCAGCAACGAGGACCCCAGCAGUGGAACUUCCGAGGGGCUCCCAAACACUGGCCUGCAUAGAUAGGGUUAUUUUGGGUGGUCAGAGGCGAAUGUAAGCAUUGUUCUGAUGCUGUCCUCCUAUCUCUUGUUGCAUGGACACCAUCUUGGUUGGUGCAGUCAUUGCUGCAGAAGAGUCUAGCAGACAAUAUAAUACUUAAUGCAUCGUCAUUCCUUAUCUCUUCAUGCUGGAGGCUGUGAGGUGAGGCUUUUUAUGA
Messenger RNA from Musa acuminata subsp. malaccensis (wild Malaysian banana), 918 nucleotides. The record is from RefSeq and is a predicted model, not a curated record. NCBI's taxonomy places the organism in Eukaryota, Viridiplantae, Streptophyta, Magnoliopsida, Zingiberales, Musaceae.